UCGUCCUGUUGUUGCAGGAAGCAACACGCCGUUAGCCCCGCUAGCUGUUAGCAUCAGUCCGCCUGCAGAUCCCGGUCCCUCCCGGCUCUCGGUGUGAACAUGUCCCGGGUCCAGAAGCUCCGGGUCUUCGUCAGUGAGCGUCUGAACGCGGCGGUCGAGGAGAUUUUGGCAGCUUUUGAAAAAACGCUCGUGAAAUACGAACAGGAAGCGGCUCUGUGUCAGGAGGUGAUCUCCCGCCAGCACGCGCUGCUGUGCGCGCUCCACAAGCCGCUCAUGGAGCUGCCGUCCGCAGACGCCUUCACGCAGCAGCUGUCGGUGAGAAACGAUCCGCCUGAGCACCAGGACCAGAACCAGGAGGACCCAGAGCCCCCGCAUAUUAAAGAGGAACAGGAGCGAGAGCAGCUUCAAGACCUGGACGUGGCCGACAUCAUCCAGUUCACCUAUAAACCCAGGUGUGCGGCGAGGCCACGUGAGGACGUGGACCUGUCAGCCGCCGGGACAGUCCGGGCAGAACCAGGAGCAGCGGGACCACAUCAGGACGUCCACCUGGUGUCUUCUGAGACCGAAGACAGCGACGACUACAGCAAAGACCCGGCUGGCCCCAAACCAAAGAGGAGCUGUAGACCAGGACCGCCGCUGAGCUGCAGAACCUGCAGAACCUGCAGCCGGACCUUUAAAGCCCGGAGGUUUUUAAUCCGGCACCUUAAAGCCCACCUGCGGGAGGCGGAGCCGGCCUGCGGUCUGUGCGGCGAGCGAUUCGACGCCGCAGAGAGUCUGAAGCUUCACAUUCAGACUCACCGCACCUCUCAGAGGAGGGAGUUGGAGAACCAGACCAGGACCCGGAGCAGAGAGAGGCGGGUCCAUCAAGGCUCACAGCCCGCCACAAACGCCAGGGAGAGAGCGCACGCCUGUGACGACUGCGGGAAGACGUUUCUACAGGUGUGGAAGAAGAAGAGGCACCGGUGCCCCCUCGGGAAGAGGAACCCGGAGAGCCUGAAGGGAACCACGAAGAAGUCUUAGCGGGUCGCUCCGGUCCUCCGUCCUGCUUUAUAGUUUAUAGGCCCUCUGGUUCUGACCCGUCAGCAGCUUUUUAUUUGUUUCUGUCCGGACCUGAAACUCAGAUUUUGGGAAGCGAAUUUACUUUAACGAGGAAACAAGUUGAAAUAUCUCCAGACACUCCAGCUUCCUUCUUGGUACGUGUGCGCAGAGCUGGACCCUGAUUGGCUGUUGGUCCGUGGCGACGUCCGGAGGUCGAGCCUGUUCUCCGCUCAGACUCUGCCGCGUUUCCUGUUCAGUUUGAUUUAGUGAACGAGGCUUUCGUUGUCCUGCAGAGACGGAGGCGGCGUGUGAUUGGCUGCUCUCUCCUCAGGUUAGUUAACUGUGAAAGCUGAAGCUGCUGUUCUAAGUUCUAAUAAAGACAUUUUCUUUACACAAA
Molecule: messenger RNA, 1435 nt
Organism: Micropterus salmoides (largemouth bass)
Lineage: Eukaryota; Metazoa; Chordata; Actinopteri; Centrarchiformes; Centrarchidae
Product: replication initiator 1-like
Exons: 2
Coding region: 100-1020 (306 amino acids)
Biological process (GO): regulation of transcription by RNA polymerase II
Cellular component (GO): nucleus
Molecular function (GO): DNA-binding transcription factor activity, RNA polymerase II-specific; RNA polymerase II cis-regulatory region sequence-specific DNA binding
Source: RefSeq, a predicted model, not a curated record